AUGGACAGCGCUGACACCGAGCAGGACGCUGUUGCGUCUUUGAACACGCUGCAGUCCAAUUUCGCCAUAGUCGAUGCGAUCCGGAAAUCAGGGCGGAAGAUGAAUGAGCAGGCUAUUCCGGAAAUGAAAGAGUGGUGCCGCAAGAUUGGAUAUGAACCAUCACAAUUGAACGCACUGAGAGCUAUCCACAUAGCCGGGACAAAAGGCAAGGGGUCUACGGCAGCGUUCGCGUCCUCUAUUUUGAUGCAGUUCGUGGGAGAUGGAGCAAAGCCCCUGUCAAAAGUCGGAUUGUACACAUCGCCUCACUUGCGCUUCGUCCGAGAACGCAUACAGAUCAAUGGACAACCACUCUCUGAAGACCUGUUUGCACGAUAUUUCUUCGAAGUCUGGGACCGUCUCGAAGAUGCGGCAAAAGCAGCAUGUCAAGAUCCAAAGGCUUCUGGCGCGAAGCCUGUGUAUUUCAGAUUCCUUACACUGAUGGCGUUUCACACCUACAUGAGUGAAAAGGUCGAUACUGCCGUGAUUGAAUGUGGUAUCGGCGGUGCCUAUGACAGCACAAACAUUAUAGAGGCUCCAGCAGUAACGGGUAUCACGAGCCUCGGCAUCGACCACGUCGCCAUGCUUGGUUCUACGAUUGGUGAGAUCGCGUGGCACAAGUCCGGGAUCAUGAAGAAAGGAGUCAAAUGUUUCACUCCAAGCAGUCAAUUGCCGGAGGCAAAACGUGUCAUGGAGCAAGUUUCCGAUGACAAGGGAAGUGUGCUUGAAUAUGUCGAAAUCCACCCAGCAAUUGCAACCGGCGACAUAAGACUUGGCCUAGAGGCAGACUUCCAGAAGACCAACGCCAGCCUCGCGCUUGCCAUCGCAAAAGAAUGGUUGCAGCAGCAAGGUCUCGAUUCUGACCCGGAAUUCGAGCUCAAGGUCCGGCAUGGUCUUGAAAGAGUCCGAUGGCCGGGACGAUGCGAGACACGCCAUGAGCCAGGAAUUCGAUGGUGUAUCGACGGCGGCCAUACUCUCGAAAGUGUGGAAUUGGCGGGGAAAUGGUUCGCAACACAACUUGUCACUGCCACUCGCCAGAACGACUCGCCAGUCCCCCAACAGCCUCGCUUCUUAAUCUUCAACCAACAAACACGUGACGCUUCUGCUCUCGCCCGGGCGCUCUACAACACCCUCUCUACCGCUCUCCAGGACAUGCAUCCUUUCACGCAUGCUAUAUUCUGCACCAAUACAACCUUCAAGGAAACGGGGUUCAAGCCUGACUUGGUCUCGGUGAACGCGAAUUCUUCGGAAGUCGAAGCGCUCAAAGUUCAGAACGACCUUGCCGAGACGUGGAGACAGAUUGAUCCCUCAGCUCGGGUCGAAGUGGUAAGGACGAUUGAAGAGGCGGUCGAUACAGUCCGCCAAUACGCGGAGGCGCGACAUGCCAAUACCCAAGAGAAAUACCAAGAGGUCGUUGCACUGGUGACAGGCAGCUUGCAUUUGGUCGGUGGGUUUCUCGAGGUUUUGGAGACCGCGAAUUCGAAUGAAUGA
Capronia coronata CBS 617.96 is the source of this 1527-nucleotide messenger RNA. Its product is annotated as folylpolyglutamate synthase. Gene Ontology annotation, cellular component: cytoplasm; cytosol; mitochondrion. Lineage: Eukaryota; Fungi; Ascomycota; Eurotiomycetes; Chaetothyriales; Herpotrichiellaceae. Gene Ontology annotation, molecular function: tetrahydrofolylpolyglutamate synthase activity; ATP binding. The transcript is spliced from 2 exons. The record is from RefSeq and is a predicted model, not a curated record. Gene Ontology annotation, biological process: tetrahydrofolylpolyglutamate biosynthetic process. Bases 1 to 1527 code for a protein of 508 amino acids.